AGAUCCAAAACAAAUAAAUAUAUUUUGACCAUCCAAAAAAUCUCCAGUAAAAUCAAUUGAUUAUUCAAGGCUUGUUCAUGACAUCAAGGCUAUAAUUUUAUUAAUUUGUAUAAUUUUGACCAAGCACUGGCUUUAUGAUCUAUUCAGCCCAGUUCUGCUGAAAACACCGGAAGUUCGGUGUCUGUUCAAUAUUAAUAUUUUGCUUGGGAUUUACCGUUUUUGUAAGCCUACUGGCUACUUGCGCUUUAGUGGAAACUUUUUCUGCUUUUUUGGGGGGGAUGCUAAAAAUCGAACGCACUGAAAAAGACAAUGUGACAAUUUCAAUGGAUGUGUUUCUUCCAGUUUUUUUGCUAUAUCUGAUGCAAUUUAGGUCUUUUGUGCGAUAAAAAGACGCCCUGUUAGUUGCCAGGUGUUGCCAGAUUGAGAGUGUUUGUCGAAACUUUGGUGGCUUUUGUAUACAAUUGAGUAAAUCUGGGUUCGAUAGUAACCGUUUUGAGAGAGAGAGAUUUGUGUUUUUCUGCUUUUCUACAUCCUAGUGAUCCCAAUCUUACUUGUGCAGUUGUUUAAAGACAGAUUUUGGUCGACUGUGUGAUCCAGCAACUCCUAGAUCUAGAGAUCUAGGUCUGUAGAUUAAAUCUCUAUUGUUCGAAUGGAGAGUUUUCAUGCAAACUGAAUGAUCUGUGUGGAGUAUGGAAGUUCUUGCACUGGCACAGGUGAAGGAUCUGCACUUGUUUAGACCUAGAGAUAUCUAGAUUCUAGGUUCUAGUUAGAUCUGGUCUUGCAGAAUUUUAGCUCAAUUGCUAUGGAACGAAAUGGUGAAGGACAAGGAAGGGGAGAGACGGAAGUUGUCAAACAUGAACAAGACUUUGUCUCUGACAGUAUAGGACUACAGAUUUCGACAGAGAUGGAUCCAUCUGUCGUGAGAACAGAGCAGAAUGUUUUCUCAACAGGUGGGGAGGGUUUUGUGGAUGGUGGAGGUGGGGAGGGGUUUGUGGAUGGUGCAAGCGGAGCAGAGGCUGCACCCUCCCAUGAGCAGAGAUGGCGUUCCGGUGAUGUUGAGAGUUUGUCCAAUGGUUUAGACUCUGAGAGAACUUUUGGAAACUUUAAAGAAACAGCUGCUGUCAACGGAGUGGAAAAACGUUUGGUCAUUAUUGAUGAAAAACCCUCUGUCAUUGCCGAGGAAAAACUUUCCCACACCAUUUCUGAAAAACAUUCUUUCCCUGAUGCUGAAAAGCCUGUUAUUCAAAAUGAAAAAUCUUCUGACAGAGUUUUUGCUGCUUCCGCAUUUGAAGAUACCAGUAGCAGCUGUGGAGACCAUGUGCAUCCUGUCUCGUCAUCUCACUCUGCUGUCAUUGAUGUUCCGACUGUGGGCAAAAUUGAAAACAUGGACGAUGGAAAUAAAGAUGGUGCAGCGGAUGUGGACCCUGAGAUAACUGUACCCUCCAGCACGGGGGGGAGGGAGAAGAAACGGCGGGGGGGAGGGGCGGGCAGGGGGCGUGGGAGGGGAGACAAGUGGCCGGGAGGAAAAGCUCAAGGAGGCAGCAGCCAAGACCCGGAGAAAACGUUCUGA
Molecule: messenger RNA, 1570 nt
Organism: Aplysia californica (California sea hare)
Lineage: Eukaryota; Metazoa; Mollusca; Gastropoda; Aplysiida; Aplysiidae
Exons: 3
Coding region: 803-1570 (255 amino acids)
Source: RefSeq, a predicted model, not a curated record